Plenodomus lingam JN3 is the source of this 204-nucleotide messenger RNA. Lineage: Eukaryota; Fungi; Ascomycota; Dothideomycetes; Pleosporales; Leptosphaeriaceae. The record is from RefSeq and is a predicted model, not a curated record.
AUGGUCGUAGCUGGCCACCCCCGCCCCGCUCCUCAACGGUUGUCCCAUCACUUGAGGCCCGGCCAUGGCUACCAGGCCAGCAACAACAACGACAACAACAACAACAGCAACUACUACUACCAGCAGGUUCCAGCCGGUGGUCUUGCUAUCAUGCCAACUCAACCCGCCUUGUUGGCCGAUUGCUCGCCUUUCUCGUCUGCCUAG